AUGUACAAGCUUCAAGUGGUACUGGUCCCCCCUAGUGCGGCCAAUGCGGGUUUUCAAUAUCCAUUUCAUCCUGCUACCAAUGAAAACUCGCAACUUCUUCCGUCCAGCAUAGGUGCGAAUGGAUCGGCGAUCCUGACAGGGAACAAUCGCCCUGAACUACCAACUUCUGUUGGCUCUAACAACAACUUAUUCAUGUCAAGUUUUGCGUCUAGCCAUAUCCCACCACAAAGAUUAAAAAGGUUCCUGCUUUUCACGCAGCCUAACAACUCACUUUUGACUUUGGCAGAAGAGAUCGUUGCGAAAUGCGACAAAAUAUACCCGCAUUUGGCCGAAUCUGUCGAGCUCUUGAGCCUACAGGACUCCAAUGAAUGCGAUCUGGACCCAGAUUUUGUGGUUAAAGACGUUUUCAACGUGGAUAACGUUGUUCGGGCCGUACUGAGUCGUGAUAUUGAUGUGGCUGAUGAUCAGGCCCAGACAUUGUAUUCAGUCAAACGUCGUCGGCUCAACAGCAAUAUUGACAGUAGACCAUCCGCUGCCAGCAAUGGUUCUUUGGGUCCUCAAGCCAACGUACUCCACAUUGCAAAGAAACGGCCACAUAUAUUGCGCAACUCUAGCGCCAUGCGUGUAUCAACUCCUUUGGCCAACCAGAUAUAUCCUCCAGCUUCCACAACACAAUUGAAUUCGGAUUAUGAAGACGACGACAUUGCUGAUCGCUCAAUUCUGCCACCACCUCAACCGCAGUCGCAACCUAUUCGCAUUAGUUCUGCUGUUGAUAGCGCAAAAAAGGUCAAUUUUAGUGAAAACGCUAUAUCGAGAUCCGAAGCCGUUGAUCCAGAUAAAUCCAGACAACAUCGUUUGCCCUCAGGUACGCCCAAGCGCGAGCUCCCAAAGAAAGCUAGAACUCCCAAUGGAAAGAAGGCUCAGGAUCAAAUGUUACUGGUCGAUCAAGCAGAACUCGAUGGCUCUGCAACGCCAAUCAAUACCAAUAAGAGAAUAACUUCAGGAAUGCUGCGCAUACCGGAACCCAAAAUCUCAGAGAUCGAAAAGGAACUCAAGCAAGGACCGGAAAGUCCAUCUGCUGUCUUACCAGCCCGUCCACAUCGUAUACCGAUGAAAAAACACGAUGCACCCACUUCGGAUGAUGAAGAACUGAGUCAAUCAUCUUUUGAAGAAGAUCGAAUUCUCAUAAACAAGCGCACGGAUGGAGCUCUUGAACCUUUAACAAAGCCCCCAGCAUCUCGUCAAACUUCUAUCGCCGAUAACAAUGGGUCACCUAUCAAGGAUGCUACCAGGAACCUAAAUGUUAACUUAGCAAAAAUUCCUAUUCCUAAUAGGAGGAUUACUCGUAAGUCUUCUCUGGAAAAUAAGGUCGAAUCUCUCGUUCGCAACUCUGAUACUAUAACAGAGCGUAGUGGGAGAAAACUCAACGAAAACAACGACGAACCUAUUACGGCUGCUAGAAAAGUGUCUUUUUCCGACGACGAUGAAGCAGACGGUCAGCAAUUAGAUCAGGACCCCAAUGACACCGUACGAGUCAAUCAUGCGGAUGCUGGGAACAGCAGCUUUCAAAAAUCAGAGCUACUGUCCAUGCUGAGGGGUAACAAGUUCGAUAUUCCUUCUAAUUUCAGUAAAAGAUCUUUGAAGCUUAAAGGUGGAUAUUUUGACGAUUCCCCGAAAAACUCCAAAACCUCUUCGAAGGACAUUAUAAACCAGAGGCUGCAAAGGAGUGCUGCAGUAAAAGCUGCAGAACUUCUUUCCUCAGGAAAAUCUAGAAAUCAACAGCCAAGUUCUGAAAGCGAGGAAGACGAAAGCGACAUUGAAACUGAUCGGAGCGACGGAAGAGUCACUGUGCUUGAAAAUCGAGAAUUGAGGAAGCUGAAUAUUCAUCCUCUUAAGGAGCAAGUGAUAGGUAAAAGGUCUAGAACUCCACAGAAUGGUGGAACAAGAGUCGGCAAAAGUCCAGCCGAAGACGUUAGUAAGGGCGUCGGUAAGGAAAAGCUUGCGAACUCUGAUUCCGGUGCUAAUUUUGAUGGUAAGGGACUAAUGUUGAACGGAAAGACACCUCAAAUUCAAGGUGAUAAAGAAAGCUAUGCUAAGCAUGAUCUGCAAGAAGAAAGAGGCGUCAUACAACCCCAGGAGUCAGCAACUUCGCAGUCCUCAUCCACUGCGGCUCCGCAAACGACAGAUGUUUCUGAGCUGAAGAGCAAGGCUGCGACAGAGCCAGCAAAGACAUCUUCCAAGGAAGAUGUAGACACUAAAGUGGCCAAGAAAGCCAAGAGGGUCUCCUCAGGCGCAGCCAAUCGCCAACCUAAAUCAUUUCAAAGCCAGGAAUUUGUUGAAGAUUCCGAUAAUGACUCGACCAAUGUUUCUUCUGCACCUAGUUCCGAAGAGACAAAGCAGAAGUCUGUAACUAAAGCGCCUCCGCCCUCGGUUUUAAAACGAAAGGAAGAAGCUGAAAAGAGGCGGAAGGAGCGAGAGAUUUUGAAGAAAGCACGGGAGGAGGAAAGUGCUAGGAAAAAAGCGGAAAAAGAAGACAGAAGAAGGGAAAGAGAUGAGGCUGUCGCCAGAAAGAAAGCCGAACGUGAGGUCAAGAAAAAAGUUAAGCAGGAGGAAGCAGCCAGGAAACGCGGAGCUCAACAAACUACAAAGAAAUCUAAGGAUUCUAAGGAUUCUAAGGACUCUAAAAGUGAUAUUAGCUCUGCGCAAUCGGUGGUACCAGAAAAAGAGAAUCCCGAUUCAAACAAAGAAAACCGCGGAAAUGUUGACAGAACUGCUGAUGGGAUGCGCAUUAAUGAUGAAGAUGCAUCCGAACCAAGUCAAGUUAGUGAAGGGAAUGACAAUAGCAGUAAGGAAACAGACAAUAGCAGUAAGGAAAUAGGCAAAAACAGCGCUGAAUCUGUCUCUCUUGAACCCAAAGAUCUCUCUCAGUAUUUCAAUACAGGAGACAAGCAGACAGAAAUCCAAAAGGAAGCAUCCGCUGAUCUUUCUAGUGGUGACAAAACACCAAAGCUGCAGCAAUUGAAAACUCAAUUUAUUUCGGGAGCUCCAGCGCAACAACAAGGCGUCAAGGUAGGAGACACAAGUCAAGCUCCGAAAGAUUUUCACUCUGGUAGCUCAGAUGAGGAACUGCCCGAUGAUGAAAGUUCAUCGGACGACAACGAAUCAUCGGAAUCUUCUUCAGAUGAUGCCUCAACAGCCAGUAGAAAAUCCAGAAGGGGCAUUGUGGACACACCAAAAGGUGCCAUUAUUUCGAUUCCGAAGAACGUCAAGCACAGCGACAUCUCUGAUUUAGAACAUGCCCCCCAAUCAACACAACAGAUUCCUGGCCAUCAAACUACUCCCCGUAGCGCUACCAAGGUUCCAGUCACCAGAAUGAUGGAAAUGUCGUCUCCUAUAGCUAGUGGAAAGAGCUCAUCUUCGACAGCCAAUUCUUCAAAACCUCAAGCGAAGCCAAGCCGGUCUUUGAGCUCGUUGUCUGACCUAGUUUCUCGUGGAGUUCCAGAAGUCAAAGAAAAAUCAGUCAAAGACCAUUUUCCAUCGCAGGUCGCGCCCGGGAAAGAUGACUCUGGUGAUGAUCAAAGUCGAGAUGAUUCUGACAAAAGCGAGAGUGAGGAAUCUAGUGAUAGCAGUGACGAUUCCUCUGAUGAUGACGAUAGCUCUAAUUUUAUUAGUGCUAAGUCUGCGAGUAAAGCUUUAGGACGACACAAAAAUUCAGGCAGCGGGUUUGCUUCGCUGGUCAAAGACUCGCGAAAAAAAUAA
This is a messenger RNA of Lachancea lanzarotensis, 3759 nucleotides long. It is a transcript of the gene NET1, whose product is annotated as LALA0S10e04346g1_1. NCBI's taxonomy places the organism in Eukaryota, Fungi, Ascomycota, Saccharomycetes, Saccharomycetales, Saccharomycetaceae. Gene Ontology annotation, molecular function: rDNA binding; phosphatase activator activity. The transcript has a single exon. Gene Ontology annotation, cellular component: nucleolus. The record is from RefSeq and is a predicted model, not a curated record. Gene Ontology annotation, biological process: rDNA heterochromatin formation; negative regulation of septation initiation signaling. Bases 1 to 3759 code for a protein of 1252 amino acids.